Molecule: messenger RNA, 1527 nt
Organism: Clunio marinus
Lineage: Eukaryota; Metazoa; Arthropoda; Insecta; Diptera; Chironomidae
Source: the annotation of a GenBank genome assembly
UGCCUGAAAAUUUUGUCCGUGCAUGAUAAUUUUACACUCUCCACCUGAAGCUAGACUUUGCCCGACCGGGGCUGCUGAAAUCAGGUGGAGAGUGUAUAUCGAGACGAUUAAGUCGCUGAAAGAAACUUCUUGAAUAUAUUCAAGUUAAAUUCUCUUACUCGAAAAUUUGUUUAAAAAAAAUUAAUUAUAUCAAGCUUAAAUCAUUUCAAAGCAGUGGAAUAGUUUAUAUUUCAAAAUGUCGACUUCUGAAAAUUUUGGAAAUCCAUUAAGGAAGUUCAAAUUGGUCUUUCUAGGCGAACAAAGUGUUGGUAAAACAUCCCUCAUAACCCGGUUCAUGUAUGAUAGCUUUGAUAACACUUAUCAGGCAACAAUAGGAAUAGAUUUCUUAUCAAAAACCAUGUAUUUAGAAGAUCGUACUGUUAGACUUCAAUUGUGGGAUACCGCAGGUCAAGAGCGUUUCAGGUCACUAAUUCCAUCAUACAUACGAGACUCAACUGUUGCUGUUGUGGUCUAUGAUAUCACAAAUGCUAAUUCAUUCCAUCAAACAUCGAAAUGGAUUGAUGACGUUAGAACAGAAAGAGGAAGUGAUGUUAUAAUAAUGUUAGUUGGCAAUAAGACAGAUUUAUCUGAUAAACGACAAGUUUCAACAGAGGAGGGUGAGAGGAAAGCAAAAGAGCUUAACGUGAUGUUUAUUGAGACAAGUGCUAAAGCCGGAUAUAAUGUUAAGCAACUUUUCCGGCGUGUUGCUGCCGCUCUUCCAGGAAUGGAUUCUACAGAGAAUAAACCACCAGAGGACACUGUUGAUCUACAAACUCAACCGUCGAACGAGCAACAAGAUUCUGAAGGUGGCUGCAUAUGUUAACUAACAUUUAAAUUUAAAGAAUCGGGUGCUCCGAAUUUACCUAAAUUGAACACCCAAAUUAUGUUCAUUAACAACCUUAUCAUCAUAAAAAAUUUGAGAGUGUCACAUCUAAAGUCAAGCAGCAUAGAAAUAUUGAAUUUUUUUUUUACUAAGAAACGUUUUCUAUCGCAUUAAUAUUUAUAAAGAUAUCAACAUAAUUGCUCUGAAGACAUGAAUUUUUUACACAUAAAAGCUAAAAAAUAAAGAAACGUAAGAAAUUCCUAUUGACGCCAAAUUCUGGAUGUUUAAAACUUUGAUCACUCUUAGAUAUUCCCUCUGGCAUGUAUGUAUGCAAUCAUGUUUGACAUUAGCACAACAAUCUAUACAGGAAUAUUUCAAUUUCUAUUUUCUUAGUUCGUGAUGUUUCAAAAUGUCACAUCUUGUGACUCACAUUACAAUUUUAAUAUGCUACUGGCGAAUUAUAGAUAAACUUACCGUUUGCUAAAUUUGUUUGAUGAGAGAAAUAAAAAAAUUCAGACAGGGACAUUAUUGAGUAAAUUUUUCCUUUUCAAAAAAUUAUUUAUGUUCGUUCGUUUAUUCAGCAACAAGUGGCAACAAAAAGCAUUCCAGAAGAAGAACUAUUUCGCAAGCCUAAGAAAAUAUGCUAGAAAAAAGUUAAGUUAACA